Messenger RNA from Anopheles maculipalpis, 1265 nucleotides. It is a transcript of the gene CrebB, whose product is annotated as cyclic AMP response element-binding protein B. The transcript has 5 exons. Gene Ontology annotation, cellular component: transcription regulator complex; nucleus. Gene Ontology annotation, molecular function: DNA-binding transcription factor activity, RNA polymerase II-specific; RNA polymerase II cis-regulatory region sequence-specific DNA binding; protein binding. Gene Ontology annotation, biological process: regulation of transcription by RNA polymerase II. The record is from RefSeq and is a predicted model, not a curated record. Bases 73 to 1254 code for a protein of 393 amino acids. NCBI's taxonomy places the organism in Eukaryota, Metazoa, Arthropoda, Insecta, Diptera, Culicidae.
CCAGUGAUAAGGGGCCCGGGGCACGGUGGUGACGUGAGGGCCUGGAAGAGGCGCAAGACCAGCGGGCGGAUUAUGGACAGUAGUAUGGUCGAGGAGAACGGUUCCUCGGCGAUAGGCGAUCCGCUUGGUGGUGGUAGUGGUGGUAGUGGUGUUGUUGGUAGUGGUGGUACCGGCCCAAACGCAACCGGUGAGGCGGUGACAGGCGGGGGUGGUCGUGGCCCCGCGUCUGGCGUUGGAACGCAGCAUCCAAACGAGCUAAUCAAUACCUCCAACAACGGUAGUACCGACAGCAGUACGGCUAUAACGGUGGCAGCAUCUACCGGUGAAGGUGGUGGUGGAGGUGGCGGUGGUGGUGGUGGUGGCGGCGGAGUUGCUGCAGGAGGAGGAGGAGGCGUUGCUGGUAAAGGAGCGGUCGUUGCUGGGAGCACCGGUGCAGCUGGUGCAGGGUUGGUGGGUGUAUUAGGUACUGCCGGGACCGCCAACAGCAGCUCGGUGACGGUCGGUGGUGCCGCCGGUCCAGAAGUGACACUAGUGCCGGCAGCAGCAGCAGCAGUAACCGCCACCGGUACCAACAUUGUCCAGCUUCUGUCGACAUCGCAAUCGCCCGGGCAGGCACAAUCUGUUAUACAGCAGAACCAACAGUCUGUAAUACAAACGGCAACGGGCAACGUCCCAUUAGCGAGAAGCGUACUAUUAGUGUGUAACAAACCAAACUCCGUGAUCCACACAACUACGGGCAAUUUGCAAACCAUACACAUCAAACCCGAACCGCACAUCGUCACCGGAUCCGGUAGCAUUAUGACCGACACAAACAGUGACGAUACACUCUCGGACGAGGAAGCGUCUCCGAAGAAGCGGAGAGACCUGCUAACCAGGCGACCAUCCUAUCGUAAGAUAUUGAGCGAUCUCGGCGGAGCGGAAAUCGCCAACACCCCGAGCGAUGGUUCCGGCCUGCACACGAUAGCGACACCUGGUGGUGUGGUGCAAUAUUCCCAGCCCCAGGAGGGCAUUUACGUACCUCAUAUUUUUCCCAACACAGUCAUGGGCGGUAACGUGCAACUGGAGGAUCAGUCACGCAAGCGGGAGAUGCGGUUGCAGAAAAACCGGGAAGCGGCCCGGGAAUGUCGCCGAAAGAAGAAGGAGUACAUCAAGUGCCUAGAGAACCGGGUGGCGGUGCUGGAGAACCAAAACAAGGCCCUAAUCGAGGAGCUGAAGUCGCUGAAGGAGCUGUACUGUCAGCAGAAGAGUGACUGAAGUGCAGUCAC